This is a messenger RNA of Punica granatum (pomegranate), 2117 nucleotides long. NCBI's taxonomy places the organism in Eukaryota, Viridiplantae, Streptophyta, Magnoliopsida, Myrtales, Lythraceae. The record is from RefSeq and is a predicted model, not a curated record.
AAUCACUGCUGCUCUUCUUCUCCAUCUUCUUCCUUCUUCCUUCGGUUUCCGCUUUCAUUUCCACUUCAGAUUCCAUUGCGUGCGUGCUCACUUGCGCAGAGACGAUGAAGAGAUCUUCCUCUUCUUCAUUAUCUUCCACUUCUGCAUCGGCUAGCCUGAAGAAGCCCUCUGCAGCGCCGAAAGGAGCAGCCUUGGGGCUGAGGAAGAAGCCGGCGAAUGCUCGCAGCCCUCUUCAGCAGCUCAACGGCGUCCUUUCCUGUAGCAGUGGCACCAAUGCCUCUUGUUCUUCUUCCACUUCCACCUCAAUCGAAGCUCCCAGGGGCUGUCUCAGGUUCUUUCUCCCUCACUCCUCUUCUGCAAAGACAAAAGCCCCUCUUAGUAACAGAAAUGGACCUCUCCCCGGAACCCCCAAGUCAGCUGUUGCUACGGAACCCAAGAAAAACACAAACCCGUCAAUGCGAGGCAGAAAGUCGAAGGCUUGUUCGGGUUCGGGCAAUGUCGUGGCCGAGACAUUGAAGAAAAACCAAGGCUUUGAGCUCGCGGAGCUCGACUUAUCCGGCGACAGCGGUACAAAUUGUACUCCUGUUAGUAAGAUUCCUAGUGGAUCAAGGUUAGAGUUAGGGCUGCAGUGUAGAGCCGAUGAGAAUAGUAAUAGCAACGAAACUAGAAUGAAGACUCCCCCGAUCGAAGCUUCUGCGUCGCCUGAGAUACAAGGCUGCGGUUUAAAUGUGCUCUCGACGGUGAAAAUGGAAUCAGGGGCAGCCUUACUUCAGCCUUGUUACGGGGCGGGCCAUGUCCUUUCUGGAAUUGCUGACAAGAGGAAGUGUAAACCGAGGGGCAUCCUAACUAUGAGAGACAAUGAUUCGGAAUUUAACUUGGACGUUUUGGAGAAUGCCAAUGCUAAUGAUGACGAUGGGAGUAGCGCUGUUGGGGUCUGCAAGAGUUCACGUCUCUACCUGGUCCCUCUCCCCGGUGAAGCUUCGAUUCAGUGGUUAUCUCCUUGCCAUGACAGGGGUGAGGAGGACCAGAAGAAGAAGUCCCCAGAUCAGAGACUAGAAGGAUCGGUUUCUAUGUCUCUUUGUUCUUCUUCGCCCUCUUUAUCGGGUACUGGGUUUUCUUCUGAUGUGUUCUAUAAGAGUAGUCUGACUAGUAGUGCUACUGAUGCUAGUAGUGGCAAUAGCAGAAGGGGGAGUUCAGCUCUGAGACGUUCUUCACGAGGCCGCCUCCUCGAUUUCAAAGGAUUUGGGGGGCCCAUGUACGAGGUGUCAUCUCCAAGUCACAUGACACAGAUCUUCUCCACUUCCACUUCAAAGGAGGGGGGAAAGAGCAGUUUUUAUGUCGAUCGAGAUGAUACUCCAUUCUCCACUGGCUCGCUUGGAAGUGGAAAUGUUAUCCAAACCCCGAACUCUGACCCAGCAUCAAAAAAUCCAUCGGAGAAUCUGUUGGAUUCUGAAAUGAACUUGAUAGGUCAAGCCUUUGGCAAGGUGACCUUGUCUCCCGAGCAUCAUCUGUCGACAUGGGACCCAGCCGAUUUGAGUUUUCGGCUUGAUUAUCUAAACACUCCAUGCAAUUCCAUCGAUCUAGCACAAGUUCAAAAGGUUGUAGACAGCAAAGCUGCUUCGUGGGUUUCCAACACUACGUCAGAUUUCAUACCAUCACAGGAUCCUCUAAGGAUUUCAUGGAGGGAUGGUCUAGUCAGUCGGAUCUUUGAGAUGGACGAAUACGAUUGCUGCAGAUGCUUCUCAGACGAAGAGGGGGAAGGCUUUAAUGUAAAGCCAAGUAAUACUCCUGGGCGGAUCAGUGGAAUCAGGGAUAAUAUGAAACUUGAAACAGAUCAAGAGUUAGAAGUGAAUUCUCAUAUGCAAAGUAUGUAUUUGGAAUCCUUAAGCUCAGAUGGAGAUCGCUUGAUUGCUUCGGAGGAUUCCAAUUGGAACUUCUGCUGCAAAAACCAUUUGUUUGCUGCAUAAUUCAUCAUUUUUCAUUUGUUGUAUUGCAUGAUCCUGCUGGUAGUUAGUCCCAAUGAACUCAAAAUAGCGGCAGUUCCUUGUUAUUUCUUGCCCUGUUGUCUUGUGUAACUCUUGGAAGGUCCCUUCUUCCGAAGCUCAUUCUUCUUUCAA